UUGUGGCUGAACUUACCGAUCAAACUCUGACGGUUGAGAUUUGUCACCGGGAAUAACGACCAUGAGCCGGUCUGUCCGCCGGAAAACACGAGGAGGAGAAAACAUGUCCGCCGCGCUCAAACUUACACCGACUUUCAGAGAAAACGUCGCCGAAUCUGCUCGGUUUUUGUCGGUUUGAGCUCGAGCGGAGCUAGCCUCAGAGGCGCCGAGGAGGAGCCAACUUCUGCCCGGGCUCCGGGCGCUGCUGAGCGGGGAGACGACGGCGGAGCCCCGCGGAGUCAGAGAGCCGUUAACGCAGCCGUUAAAACGGUUCAGACCGCGACUUUAGUCUGUAUCUCUCCGCCAUGCUGACGCUGUUUCUCCGGAGAGCUCUCACACACAAGUUACCGGCGGGACCGAGGCUGCCGGCGCGGCUCACACCGAGCUGCGGCAUGGGGACUCACGGCAGGAACGAGCCGAGGGAGCCGCUCAGCUCCCCGAAGGGAGCCAAGGAGUUCAUCUACCGGCUGCAGCCCGCCGAGAGGAGCAGCCUGCUGCGGGAGCUGCAGAGCUUCGAGUCCACCGCCAUCGCCCAGG
This is a messenger RNA of Plectropomus leopardus (leopard coralgrouper), 576 nucleotides long. The record is from RefSeq and is a predicted model, not a curated record. Lineage: Eukaryota; Metazoa; Chordata; Actinopteri; Perciformes; Serranidae.